Molecule: messenger RNA, 2441 nt
Organism: Anoplopoma fimbria (sablefish)
Lineage: Eukaryota; Metazoa; Chordata; Actinopteri; Perciformes; Anoplopomatidae
Product: aminopeptidase NAALADL1-like
Exons: 16
Coding region: 1-1638 (545 amino acids)
Molecular function (GO): carboxypeptidase activity
Source: RefSeq, a predicted model, not a curated record
AUGUUAGUCUGUACCACCACAGCCAUCAACGCAGCCCCCUACGGAGUCAUUGGUGUGCUUGUCUACACAGACCCUUUGGACAUCAACGAUGGUCUCAUGUCAGACAUCAAUGAGACGUAUCCUCACUCCUGGUACAUGCCGCCGUCUGGAGUGGAGAGAGGCUCCUUCAACAGUCGCUAUGGAGACUUGCUCACACCCUACCUGGCUGCCAAAGAUGAAACCUACAGAAUUUCAACCGAGAACAUCACAGGGAUCCCUCCCAUUCCAAUUCAACCAAUAGGAUUUGAGGAUGCCUACAGGCUUAUCUGUGAGCUAGGUGGAACAGCAGCUCCAGCUGCAUGGCAUGGAGCAUUCAACUGUACCUACAACUUUGGCGGUCCGGGGUUCAAACCCACAUCUGCUUUCAACAACAGUGAAGUGAAACUGGACAUCUUCAACCAUGAAGAACUGAAAAACUCCUCCAAUGUGAUGGGAGUUAUCAGAGGGAGUGUCGAGCCAGACAGGUAUGUGAUCUAUGGGAACCACAGGGACAGUUGGGUUCAUGGUGCCAUCGACCCGAGCAGUGGGACGUCGGUCAUGCUGGAAUUGACCAGAGUGCUGGGCACGAUGGUGAAGCAGGGCAAAUGGAGGCCUCGCAGGUCCAUUAUAUUUGGAAGCUGGGGAGCGGAGGAGUUUGGCCUUAUUGGGUCUGCGGAAUACACAGAGCAAUACUUCACCAAGCUCAGUGAGCGAACUGUUGCUUAUAUUAAUGUGGAUAUAGCUGUUUUUGCCAACGCCACUCUCAGGGCUUCUGGGAUGCCAUCACUACAGAACGUCAUCUUUAAAGCCACAAAACAGGUCGAUGCACCUGGACUGGACUCCACAUCUGUGUAUGACAACUGGAUUCGAUAUGCCAACAGGACAAGCCCGGCCCAUGGACACAUUCCCAAGGUGGGAUACUUGUCAGGAGCAGGGAGUGACUACGCUGCCUUUGUCCAUUACCUGGGCAUCACUUCCAUGGACAUUUCAUACACAUACGACAGGAGUAAAACAAAUGCUCGGAUAUACCCAGCGUACCACACAGCAUACGACACCUUUGACUACGCUUCAAAGUUCAUUGAUCCUGGAUUCGUCAGUCACCAGGCCAUUGCCAGGACAGCAGGAAACAUCCUGAUCCGACUGGCUGACAGCCUGGUGUUGCCAUUAAACUGCAGUGACUACGCAGAGAGCCUGGAGGACUACCUCAACACAGCAGUCACCCUAUAUCAGCACCAACUGCAAGCUAGGGAAAUCUCCAUGGAACCACUGAAAUACGCAGUGGCCAGCUUUCGCAGUGCAGCUACUCAUUUGGAUGAGGUGAUUCGCAGUUCAGACCUGGCAAAUGAAACACCGCUGAAGGUCAGAAGGAUCAACGACCAGCUCAUGCUGUUGGACCGAGCCUUCUUGGACCCUCUGGCCUUCCCAGAUAAAUAUGCAUACAGGCAUGUUAUCUGGGCCUCAAGUAGUGCCGGCAAGCCAACCUUCCCAGGUCUGGCUGAUGCCUUUGCCAACGCUGAGUCAUCAGGACAAUCCAGUGACUGGGACAAAGUGCACUACCACCUGUCAGUCCUGAGCCAGGCCAUCGAGGGCGCUGCUCACACACUGGUCGACGUCAUAUAGACAAAGAGGAGGAAGGAGAGAGGAACUGCACUCGCUAAGGGAAUAUUAAUUAAAAAAAACGACAGGGACCUGCAGCCAAUGAGCACUGAUCAGCUCGGCCGUGGUGAGACUAUGGGUGAUAUAAAGUGAGGGCUUUUAUGAACCCAUGAGCAAAGCUCAUUGCCAAACAGCAACAUGAAGGGUUUCUUCUAUCUUUGUCACAGGAUUAAUAUAUUUAAAAAUGACUGACCUUUUUUUUUUUUAAAUCACAGCUCUUUAUUAAAGAUGAACCACUGUUGUAGUUUAUUUUCAUGUGCACACCAACUGUUCAAAUUUGCUUACACUACAGAUUGAGAGUCCCUUUAUUUCCUGCAGAUACUAAUACUUUCCACAUUGUGUGAAAAACAGUUUGUACAACAAGAACAUAAAGAAAAGGCAAAUGCAAUUGAUCACUAAUGAAAUAAGAGACACAAAUAUCCUCCACAGUAAAUUACAUUAUCUUGUCAAAAAAUUAGAAAAUCAACGACCAGCUCUUUGACUUUUGGCUAUGUUGGAAAAGUUAUCUGUUCUCAUGACAAUGACCUAUUUUUUUUACAAAAUGAACAUGUAUAGGGUCUUGACAAAGAAAAUGGUGGGGUUGGUUUUUUAUUUCAAGUAUCUUACACAGCACAUUUCUUCUUGAGCAGGAAUAAGUCACAAUCAAUGAGGGAUGAUGACUUGCUAAUUAUUCAGACAUUUACAUCAUCUAUGUGUGCCGAAACUAUUUCAUCUGACAGGAGCAGUUAACAGUCGUACCCCCGAGCCAUCAGACUGUCUAGGAAUGA